AUGGAACGCCAGCCGUACACGGGCCCGCGGCUCGGGAGCUGGUCGGCCUUUCCGCAGUGGAAGGCGGGCUUCAUGGCCGCGAUGGCGUCCGUGCAUCUCUCGCAGUACUUCCUCAAGCCGCAGUUCGAGGACCUGCUGCUCGUGUCGCCGGCGCUCGUGCAACGCCUCCGCGACGAGGCCGAGCGCGCCGAGCCCAUCGUGGCUCCGAUGUUGAAUGGGACCAAACGCGAGAUGGCGACGCACGAUCGGAUGCUGCGCGUGCAUGCGCGACUCGAGGAAGCGAUCCAGAAUGAAGUCGCCUGCCACCGCGCCGAAGCAGAGCACCGCGCGCGGCUGUAUUUGAUCUCGGCACUCGACACCGCCCUCGUCGACAUCAUGCAGGCCGCGCCGACCGUGUUCGACGCGUGGCUCUUCUUACACGUGAAGAGCCUCAUGCCAAACUUGACACAGCAAGUCCACGACGUUUCCGAGCUGCUAGAACGCAGCACCGACGACGUUGCACCCCUUGAAGGGCCCAUGGACAAGUCUCUGCAGGACCUUUUGGCGAUGCGCGGGGCGGCAGAUUCCAAUGCCUGGUUUCACGCUAUCGUCAAUCGACUCAAGGUGACGCUCUCGACCCACGCGGGUGCCGACGACACGUCAUGCAUCCACGCCCCGUCCUUUCUGCCUUCUCACACCUUUGAGCGCAUGCCGCGUGCUGCCCAUGCACCGCCAGGUGCCAGCUUGAUGCGUCACCCGCUACAGCCUCUUGGGAGCCCACUGCGCUUGCAGCGAUACCGUACGCUGCGAACCUCGCCGGCCGUCGGGAACGCGCGAGCCAGCUCCAAGAAGGAGUCACCGCAACACAGCUUUCUUCACGUCCCCGCCAAGCUCCUGCACUACAAGACCCAGAUCGAGAACGUUGUCGAGACGCAUCGCGUGGUCGCCCAAAGAACCAAGGCGCUCACCAAGCUCAUGGCCGCGCACGGCCACAACUGGGCCGCAAUCUUGGCCGAGGGUCAUGCGACAAAGGUGCUCCUGCCGUGCCGAACGAGCAAGUCUCUCCAGCGAAACAAGAUCCGCAUGAUUGCGUAUGCUGGGCCGCGGCUUGGCGACGCGGCCGAGAUCGCCGCCUGGACGACGCAGUUUCUGGACGCAGCGGCGGCCAUUGGCCUCGACAAGUACUUUACCAUCGGCGACUACACCGACGCGAGCGCGGCGCUGCGUGUGUCGCAGGCCAAGCACCACCUCAUCGCGAGCAAGGCCGAGGCGAUGGAGCCCGAGGUGCCAUCGGGUCUCUCGGCGUCCGCCCACAGGCAUGCGACGCAGGUCCGACGCACCCGCGUCCAGGACCGCAUUGACGCGGCGCUGGCCAAGGAGGCGCUCGCGAUCGGUGCGCGCGACCGGCGGGCUGCCGAGCGCUACCUUCUCUCCGCCGUCGACCCGCGCUGGCACGCAACGCUCAAGGCCGAGUGCGGUCCGUACGCCAAGUGGAAACGCCUCCUCGCAAUGCGUAGCACGACGUCGCCUCAUAUCCCGGCGCUCCUCGACGCCAUGAGCAUCACGAUGCAUACUGAUGAGGACUGGGGCACCUUCUCGCGCCGCUUGAACGGUCCCGUGACCACAUACAUCGACAGCAUCAUCGCCGCAGGCGUCGCCGCCGCCCAAGACGACGCGGAAGCCAUUGCCUACAGUCGCAGCGUCGGCGACAAGCUCCGCUACCACAACACCGUGCAGUGGAGCUACGAGUCAUUCCAGCAGGACCUACAAGCACAAUGGACAAGUCGUACCGAAACGCGGGACGAAGACGACGAGAACGCGCUUCUCUAUGGUGGCGGCGCGUAUUCCUCGACCGACGACGCCGAUGGCCGAGAUGCGACCACCGUCGUCGUCCACGACACGGAGGACGAACCCAUGUCGAAUGACGCAGCAUCGUCACCGCGCGACUCCCCGACGCACCGACGCGCCAAGAAGCAGAAGAAGAAGAAGAAGAAGAAGACGGCCAAGCUCUACUGCACAUACUGUCACUCGAAGAAGCACUCGGACGCGAGCUGCUUCUACCUCGCGAUCGCGUACCGCGACAAGAUUGUGCGCGAGGGGUACACGCGUCCGCAUGGCGUGCCGAUCCCGCAGCUCUCAGACGACCUCGUCGAGAGCAAGCGACGCUUCUGCACCUACUGCCACAGCACCAAGCACAACGACAUCGCCUGCCCCCAGCUCUUCGACGACGUGCACAGCGGCAGUGUCCGGACCGGGUACGCGGAUCCGGACGGGCAGCUCAUGCCGACGCCUGCACGUGUCAAGGCCGACGAGAGCGAGCAGACGCCCGACACCAUUGAGCCCAAGAAGGAGCUUAUCGCUGCUAGCUUGGUCCCGCCAACUGCCCAAGACGAAAUGACCGAGGACGUUGAGCCGAGCGAGGAUGACCACCAAGCGAAUGUCGCGAUGGACGUAGAGGAGGAGGACGAUGAGGAUGAUGAGGAUGAUGACGUCGUCAUCACGCAUGUGCUGGAAGCAAGAAGCAACAAAUGGAGUGCGGCCGAGUGCCUCCAUCUCGUCGCGCUUGUGGACGAGCUCGGCUCGGCUUGGGGCACCGUCGUCUCAAGAGGCAUCACCGAGAAGACGCUGCUACCAUCACGGACCCCUUGCGCUGUGAGGGAUCAGUAUGCAAGGCUCGUCCAGCGUGGCCUCGCCAAGAAGGCAGCCGCCGCGCGGCCCGCCACGCGCGGCGGGAAGUUUACGCCGGCGGAACUUGCCUUUCUGCGCACAACGUAUGCCAAGUACGGCAACCGAUUCGGCGCCAUUCACAGCAACGGCCAAGCGCAAGGCCUCUUUGUAUCGCGCACCGUCGCCGAUAUCAAGAACAAGAUCUACCGCAAACGAGCUGCGUGGGCCGCCACCGAAUACUUGACGUCCUCCGAGUAACACACGUCAAUUCGCAUGCUACUUUAUCUGCCGCUCAG
Saprolegnia parasitica CBS 223.65 is the source of this 2942-nucleotide messenger RNA. RefSeq lists its product as hypothetical. The transcript is spliced from 7 exons. The record is from RefSeq and is a predicted model, not a curated record. Bases 1 to 2904 code for a protein of 967 amino acids. NCBI's taxonomy places the organism in Eukaryota, Oomycota, Saprolegniomycetes, Saprolegniales, Saprolegniaceae.